Rhagoletis pomonella (apple maggot) is the source of this 1901-nucleotide messenger RNA. Its product is annotated as ataxin-2 homolog. The record is from RefSeq and is a predicted model, not a curated record. The transcript has a single exon. NCBI's taxonomy places the organism in Eukaryota, Metazoa, Arthropoda, Insecta, Diptera, Tephritidae. The coding region runs from base 8 to 1849 and encodes 613 amino acids.
GCGUGGUAUGCGCCAGUACCAAGGUGGUCAAUCAAAUUCUUCGUGGAAUUACAAUGACGCACAGAAUCAUAUCUCUAUGGGCAAAACUCACGGUCCACCACAUGGCCAACAGCAGAUCGGUGGACCAAUGGUCGUGAACAAUAGCACAUCACCACCCCUACAAACGGGCGGUGGUGGUCCUCAUGGUCACGGACAGUCACACAGCGGUGGUGUGGUCAUGUCUGGCCCACCCAAUCAGCCACCCCCACAACCACAGCGACAAAUGCGCAAUCAGAUGCAGGACUUGCGCCAGUUUGCACAAGAUUUUCAGUUGGCAAACAGCGCAUCAACAUCUCCUCCACAACAGCAACAACAAUCACAGGUGCCGAUACAGCAGCAACAGCAGCAACACCAACAGCAACAAUCGCAACAGCACUUGAAUUUGGGUAAAGGCGGUGGACACCAACCACAGCCUUCGGUAUCGCCGCCACAGCAGCAACAGCAGCCACAACAACAACAAGUUGUUGUGCAGCAACAACAACAACAAGCACACAUGAAUAUGCAGCAUGUACAGCAGCAGCAGCAUCACGGGCAGCAUCACGCCCCUCCACCGCAGCAGCAGCAAGCGCAUAUACCACAACAACAACAGCACUAUGUGCCGUCGCAUUUGGUGCAGCAGCAGCAGACACAACAGCAAGUGCAGCAGCACCUGCCAACGCAGCACGUGCAUCAGCAGCAGCAGAAACCGCAUUUGGACAGCGGUAACAUGAUGCAUUUAUCCAAACAGCACCAGCAACAACAGCCGCCACGACACCAACAACAACACCAACAUCAGCAGCAGCCACCUUCGCAGCCGCCUACACCUUUGGCGCAGGAGCCGCCUCAGCAGCAAGUGCCGCAACAAGGCAUGUACCAUGUACCGCCGCCGCAGCUGGCACCGCCGCAACAACAACAACCACCACAACUGCAGCCAACGUCGCCACCAGUGGUAGACACGCCGCCACAACAGCCGCAACAAGCGGUGCAGCAGCUAAGUAAAUUAGAUACAACGCCUGUGACAACAGUCGCACCGGUGAGUGUCGCUGUGGCAAAUACCGGUGGUGAAAAGGUGGCCACGCCUCCGGGCACCGCCUUAGCAUCGACUGCGACGAGCGGUACCACCACCACCCGCACGGCGACUGUUAAGAAGGCGCAUGUGCUGAAUCCGUCGGCAAAGCCGUUUACGCCACGCAGCCCCAGCACACCGAAUCCGUCGCGACCGCACACACCACAAACUCCAGUGCAACUGCAAGGCAUCUAUACGACUGGGACGCAUGUGCAAGCGGCUAGCCAGACGCCCAUGUACGUCAUGCAAUCGCAGCAGCCCGCAUUCCAAGCGCCGACACAUCCACAGACCAGCCAACAGCCCCGAAUGCGUAGAGGCAAUUACGGUCCGAUGGCGGCAUCGCAAACUCACGUUUCGGCCACAACGGCUACGGGACAGCCCUUGCUGGCAGCAGCGCCGAUACAACAAUUCAUACAUUAUCAACAGACUCCACAUGCGCCGCAUUUCCAAUCACAACCCUAUGUUAAUGUGCGUAUGUACGAACCACCGCCACAACAGUUGCAAUUCAUCACGCAAACGCAACCAUCGACCACGCCUUCACCCGGCCAACCACAUCAGACGUUCCAUCCGCCACCACAGCCUUCUCCUGCGGGCGGUGGCCCACAGCCUACAUUCGCCCCACAAACUCAACCCAUGUAUCCGGUCGUCUAUCCCGUCUUACAUCCAACACAGAUCAUGCCGAAUCACUACUACUCGACGACACCGCAACAUCCACAACAAACUCAACCGUUUCAAAUAUUAAUGCAACAACAUCCGGCGCAAUAAAAAGCAUGAGUAAUGUUGGGUAGCGGGUGAGCGACACGGUGAAAGAUGAAAA